GAGAAGCAACACGGGCCGAUAGCUGGCUGCACCGUGUCCUCACACACUCACACACUCUCUCACACACAGCACGUCCGACACAUCAGCUGCUCUCUGCCCCACACUGCUGCUGGAUUUACUGCUGAACAACGGAACAGUUGCUCCAUCCUGAGAAGGUCAGUGAUGGUCAGUGCGACUUAGAGCCUGCAGCUGAGGAUGUCUGCUACAGAUUCGGACAACUCCAUUGACUGGCUGGCUAGUGACAAUGAGGACAACGACAGCGAACAGGAGUCUGACUGCACCGGAAAGCACAACCACACAGAGGGUCCUUCAUCCCCCCGCAGCCCGCCACACCUGGGCCCGUCUGACAGCAGCGAGGUGAAGGAGGGGGGCCGUAACUGGAGCGAGGUCACAGAAGCCUCCAGCCGGAGGUUUCCCUCAGGCUGCACGGAGACACAAGACAGCCCCAUUGGACUGUGUAAAACACAAGGAGACAAAACAAAUGGCAAAAACACUCAGCAAACACUGAAGAGACCUCACAGCUCCGAGGAGGAGUGCAAGCCCCUUUCCAAUGUGUCAGAGAAGAACCACAUUUUCCACAGAAAGUGCAUGGAGCUACAAUGCUACAUUCACCCACUGUCAUCUAUCUUGAAUGGCCUUCGUUCAGGGAGAUACAGAGAACGACUCAGCAGUUUCCAGGAGAGCGUGGCCAUGGACAGGAUUCAGAGGAUCAUGGGAGUCCUGCAGAACCCCUGCAUGGGAGAGAAAUACAUUAAUAUCAUUCUUAAAAUGGAGGAAAUGCUGAAGAGCUGGUUCCCUGAUGUAAAACUCAAGGAUCAACUUGCUGAUCCCCGGACAGAGGAAGCUGUUCCUACCAAGAAACUGAAGCUAUCUCCAGUAAGCGUCACUGCAGUCGUGUGCCCCGUCCCCGUCAGUGAUCCUGCAGCCGGUGUCAAACCCCUGAGAGUCACCGAACUCGCCCCUCCUGGAGCUCACUCUGCCAGUAACCUGAAGUGGCUCCACCCCUCGCCCAUCUGCUCCCCCGCAGCAGAGCAGGCCCAGGGCGGCCCCGGGCUCCCGCUGCCCCCCAAAGACCUAACGCAGGACAACGCCGUGUCCUCCAGCACGGACAGCCACGGCAAGAGAGACUCGGUGCCCAGAGGCCCUCCGCCGAGCAAAAUUAACGCACCCUGUCUAGAGAGGCUCCUCAAAUCGACAGAAAGCAUCAUCUGCAAGGGGAAGGGCGGUUUGACAGACAGCAGCUGGUCCUAGUCCACACAGACGGCUGGGGGUCCGGCUGUUAGCACCGCACAGACCCAGCCUAGCCUUGCCCACCAUGCCGGGAGACGGUCAGCUCGCCAACCCAUUCCAGCCUUCAGGGGAGACGGGAGCCUCCAAAAGGGACGUCACAGAGUCCACUGUAAUGUGGAAGGAGCAUUGACGGACAUGUUGUACUCUCUGUAUGGAAAUGUGCCCUCUCUGACAUGACAGGUGUCUGCUUUAGUUUCCCCCUUUGUUGACUUACUUUGUUUUUUUUUGUUUGCACUCUUGAAUAGCGUGUAUGAGAGUGGAGAGGAUAGAUUUCACAUGCGCGAGAUCUCCGGAGCCCCUGAUUCCACAACUGAACCGUUCCCACUGACCUGUAGAUGCAAUAAUGCAGAGUAUCUGUGAAACCGCCAUUAUGCCUGAAAGGGGAAUAAUUGCAGGAGUAGUUUGAGCUUGAAGGGAUUUUUCAGAUAUCCAGACAUGACGGUGGUCAACAUAUUGUUGUAUGGAAAAAAAAGUGGCAUAAAUGUGAUAUUUUUUUCUCAACCCCCCCAGACCCAAUGACUCCACUCUUAAGUUUAUUGAUGUGACUGUUACUCAUUUGUAUACUUUAUAAAUAAGUAUUUUGGUACAACUAUUCUACCUCAGUGGGCACCACGUCACAGUUAGUGAGUAGGAAUGCGAACGCUACGCUCAAAGUCUGAACACCUCAGCAGAUCUGCAGGGAGCCAAACGGCCUCUGACACGCACCGCGAGAUCUGCAGUACGAGUCGUUCUGCUUGUACAAACAGAGGAUGCUCUCUCCAUGGGGAUGCAAUCAUGGGCCUGACUGGUGCCAUUGUAAAGAAUGUCAACUGCAGAUUUCUUUUUCGAGUCUCCCAGUAGAAGGCAAACAGUGCCUGUAACGUCAAGCUGUGCCUGUAAGCCAGUUUGAUAAAAAGAGAGGAUCGUUCAGAGUAACUGCUUCUCGGUGGGAUGUACAAAUCAGGAAUUCUCACUCUCCUGCCAUUUCCUGUAACGAGUAAAUUAUUCAGAUCCUGCCAACGACUUUCUGUGGUGGAGUAGAACAAUUCUUUUAUUUUGCCACAGAACUGGACAGUAUGUUAGACCAGCAGAGAGGGACAAGGUAUUUCUCUGUGUGAAUCUUACGGAAAGGUUGUCGAUUUACCCUGAAAAGUGGCCUUUAUAGUGUGACAUUUUAUACUUUCAAAAUAAACGUGGUUCUAUUUGUUUGAUGC
Notothenia coriiceps (black rockcod) is the source of this 2483-nucleotide messenger RNA. It is a transcript of the gene ciartb, whose product is annotated as circadian associated repressor of transcription b. Lineage: Eukaryota; Metazoa; Chordata; Actinopteri; Perciformes; Nototheniidae. The record is from RefSeq and is a predicted model, not a curated record. Gene Ontology annotation, molecular function: RNA polymerase II cis-regulatory region sequence-specific DNA binding. The coding region runs from base 196 to 1251 and encodes 351 amino acids. Gene Ontology annotation, biological process: circadian regulation of gene expression; negative regulation of DNA-templated transcription. The transcript is spliced from 6 exons. Gene Ontology annotation, cellular component: nucleus.